Molecule: messenger RNA, 1020 nt
Organism: Pollicipes pollicipes
Lineage: Eukaryota; Metazoa; Arthropoda; Thecostraca; Pollicipedomorpha; Pollicipedidae
Exons: 4
Coding region: 1-1020 (339 amino acids)
Source: RefSeq, a predicted model, not a curated record
AUGUUCGACUCGCUGUCUCGGCUGCAGUUUCUGCGCUGGUUCCCGCGCUCGCGCCGCUUCCUCAGCGAUCGGAUGGAGGCGUUCGAACUCGGCGGGCUCAACAAGAAUGGCGACAACACCUGGCCGAACCUGGUGCAGAUGUUCACCGGCAUGGAGCAGGCCGAGAUGAAGCGUCAGUGCGCACCGGAUCCCAAGAAGGACCCGCUUGACGGCUGUCCGUUCAUGUGGAAGGAGUUCAAGCAGGCGGGGUACCGCACGGCCAUGGCCGAGGACGCGCCAGGGAUGGGCUCGUUUAAUUACCUCAAACUGGGGUUCCUGAAGCAGCCGACGGACUACUACACGCGGCCCACCAGCCUGCUGUUGGAUGCCAACAUUGCCUACAACAAGCAGCUCAACACGAACCUGUGCGAGGGAACGCGAUACAGCUACUUCUCCACCUUCAAGUAUGCGCUGGAUCUCGGCACGCGUCUGGCGGACCGACCGUACUGGGGUUUCGUCUGUCAGAACGUGUUCUCGCACGACUCAUUCAACAUGCCCUAUUUCCUGGACGAGCCGUACUACAAGGUGCUGGAGUCGCUGUUCAGCAGCGGCGCGCUCAAUAACACCGUCCUGGUCACCAUGGGCGACCACGGCCUGCGCUGGGGCCGCGAGCGGCAGACCUUCAUCGGCGGCCUGGAGGAGCGGCUGCCGUUCAUGAGCCUGUACUUCCCGCGCUGGCUGCGUCGCCGCUACCCAGCCGCCUUCGACAACCUGCGGGUCAACCAGCACCGCCUGAGUACCUUCCGCGACGUACCGGACCACUUCUGCACGUGCCUGCGCUCUGAGAAGAUCGCGGCAAGCGACGGACGCGCCACACUCGCCGCUAAGGCCGUGGUGCGCGAGCUGAACGUGCUGCUGCGCGCGGCCCCCGCACUGCACAUCAGCGGCAGCGUGUCGCGGCUGGACCGGUACGGCCACCUGGCGUGGUGCGUCAAGGACCACCGCCUCGAGAAGUACUGCCACUGCGUCACCAGCGACUGA